AGAAACACUUUCAACAUGACGCUGACAGUAUAUGCUUUGCUGGCUUUCAACCUUGGCAUCCUCCUAACAGUGGUGGAGAGUCAGUAUAUUCCAAAGACCUGUCAGUGUCCACAGGCUAAAAUAAGAAUCAAGGGACCAUUUUCAGAUUUCAAAGUCACUCCAAAAGGACCUAGCUGUUUACAGGAUGAAAUCAUAGUUAUACUGCAGAAAAAUAAUAGUCACGUGUGUCUCAGUCCGGAAGGAAGACAAGGCAAAAGACUGCUGAAAUGUUGGCAAAGCAUGCAAAAGGAUGGCAAGGACAGCAAAAAAUGCAUACGCCGACAAGAUCAAAAGCCAAGGCAAAGAAACAGGAAGCAGGUUAAAUCCAGGAAGGUCACCUCUUAACCUCAAAUACUAAAGAUACUGAGGCAAAGAACAUAAGAGAUCCACAAGAGAGAAUACUCUUCAAAGCCUGUGCAAAGUGCUUUAGCACUGCUGUACAUUUACAAGCCAAGGACAUAAGAAAAGGCUGAAUUCAGAGGAGUGCACAUGUCUAUGGAGGCCAAGGGACGCCAUUUAAUGAAGACAUGAAACAACAGAGACAGCUUCUAACCUUGAUGUGUUUUACAGGGAUGAGUUAAGCCCUAUGCAGGUCUUACGUACUGACCAGUCUGAAGAAACUUAUGUCUUAUAAAUUGUUAUAAAUGUAUAUAUUCUUAUAUAUUGUUCUUUUAAAUGUAUAUAUUCUUAUAAAUAUCAGAUAUAACAGAUGUCAAAUCAUGUUACAGAGGUUCAAUAUAUACAUAGGAAUAUAUAUAUAUAUAUAUAUAUAUAUAUAUAUAUAUUACUUUUGAUGGUAUAACCUAAUGCAGUCAGGUUGAUUCAGUCUUUUUAAAUAAUAAUAACAUAAACCACAUGAAAAGUGAG
This is a messenger RNA of Cyprinus carpio (common carp), 906 nucleotides long. RefSeq lists its product as uncharacterized. The record is from RefSeq and is a predicted model, not a curated record. NCBI's taxonomy places the organism in Eukaryota, Metazoa, Chordata, Actinopteri, Cypriniformes, Cyprinidae. Gene Ontology annotation, biological process: immune response. Gene Ontology annotation, molecular function: chemokine activity. Gene Ontology annotation, cellular component: extracellular region.